Messenger RNA from Phodopus roborovskii (desert hamster), 915 nucleotides. RefSeq names its product taste receptor type 2 member 134. Bases 22 to 915 code for a protein of 297 amino acids. The transcript has a single exon. Gene Ontology annotation, cellular component: membrane. Gene Ontology annotation, molecular function: bitter taste receptor activity; G protein-coupled receptor activity. Gene Ontology annotation, biological process: sensory perception of taste; detection of chemical stimulus involved in sensory perception of bitter taste; G protein-coupled receptor signaling pathway. The record is from RefSeq and is a predicted model, not a curated record. Lineage: Eukaryota; Metazoa; Chordata; Mammalia; Rodentia; Cricetidae.
AGCAAAUCCUCCCCAGGUAAGAUGCCUUUCUCAGCUACAUUUAUCUUCAUUGUCAUAUUUUGUGUGCAGUCUCUAGCUGCAAUGCUACAAAACGGCUUCAUGGUUGCUGUGCUGGGUAGGAAAUGGGUUCAGAGCCAGGCAUUCCCUGCAGGUGAAAUGAUUGUGGCCUGCCUAGCUGCCUCCAGAUUCUGUCUGCAUGGACUAGAAAUCCUUAACAACUUCCUGAAUUUCAUUUUGUUUUGGCACAAAAAUAACUAUUUUGGGGUUCUCUGGGACUUCAUCAAUACCGUCAAUUUCUGGUUUACCACCUGGCUUGCCAUCUUCUACUGUGUGAAGAUCUGUUCCUUCUCCCAUCCCAUCUUCUUCUGGAUGAAAUGGAGAAUUUCUCAGUCUGUGCCAAGGUUGCUGCUCGGAUCCUUGAUCAUUGGUGGUCUGUCAGCCAUCUCCGUGGUCACUGGGAAUACAAUUGCCUUUCAAAGGAUGGACUAUGAAAACUGCACACAUGCUUGUGAAGCAAGGGCAUUCCAUGAUUAUUAUUGCUAUCAUGUAAUGUUGAUGUGGGUCACUCCAUUCUUCCUGUUUCUGCUGUCUAUCAUCUUGCUUAUGUUCUCACUGUACUGGCAUUUGGAACAGAUGAGAUACCACAGUCCCAGGCCUCAUGAUUACAGCAUCCAGGCUCACACCAUGGCUCUGAAAUCUCUUGCCUUCUUCCUAAUCUUCUAUACGUCAUAUGCCCUGUUCCUGGUGUUAUCUACUACACAAGUCGUAACUAUCUACAAUUCCUGGCGCUGGGCCUGGGAAGUGAUAACCUACAUGGGCAUCUCCCUGCAUUCUACCAUUCUGAUGCUAAGCAGUCCCAAGAUGAGAAGGACCCUCAAGACGAAGUUCUCCAACCUUUGUGUUGGCAGCUCAUAA